AUGCCGAAAUCAAAGCGCGCGAAAGUUGUGCACCUAUCACAGGUGCAGAAGAAAGGGAAGGAACUCACGCUCAAGCUCUUCGCCAACGUGCGCGAAUGCCUCGACGAGUACCAGCACUGCUUCGUCUUCAGGGUCGACAAUAUGCGCAACACCUACCUGAAGGCUGUGCGCAACGAUUUCCAGGACAGCAGACUCUUUUUCGGCAAGACCAAAGUUAUGGCCAAAGCCCUGGGCAGCACCCCCGAAGACGAAUACCAGCCCUCCACGCACCUCCUGUCCAAGUACUUGACCGGCAACGUGGGCCUGCUCUUCACCAAUCGUGAACCCUCCGCUGUUAAAGAAUACUUCUCGCAGAUGGCCAAGACGGACUUUGCGCGCGCAGGCACGACAGCUACGAGAUCGUUCGAGAUCCCCGCGGGUGUUGUUUACUCGAUGGGUGGAGAGAUUGAUCAAGAACAGGAUGUACCUAUGGCUCAUAGUUUGGAACCGGAGUUGAGGAAGUUGAAUGUGCCGACGAGCUUGACGAAGGGGAAGAUUACGCUGGAGAACCCGUAUUUGGUGUGCAAAGAGGGGCAUGUGCUGGAUAGUCGGCAGACGAGGUUGUUGAAAUUAUUUGGUGUUGCUACUUCAGAGUUCACUGUUCAAUUGGUCGCAUACUGGAGCGCAGCUACGCAUGAAAUAAUCGAAGUUGGGGAAUUGGAGGAGUAG
Drepanopeziza brunnea f. sp. 'multigermtubi' MB_m1 is the source of this 708-nucleotide messenger RNA. RefSeq lists its product as uncharacterized. Gene Ontology annotation, biological process: rRNA processing; nuclear-transcribed mRNA catabolic process; ribosomal large subunit assembly. Gene Ontology annotation, molecular function: RNA binding. Lineage: Eukaryota; Fungi; Ascomycota; Leotiomycetes; Helotiales; Drepanopezizaceae. The record is from RefSeq and is a predicted model, not a curated record. Gene Ontology annotation, cellular component: nucleolus; preribosome, large subunit precursor.